AUUUUUUAUUAUUUUCUUAGAAUUGUCAGUUAUUUUUAUGGAAAACACGACAAGCUGAAACGCGUGUUUACCUUUUGGCUUUGUUGAUUGGUUGAAGUUGGAACACUGAUGAAAGAAAUUGUAUUAGAUUGGUGUUUUUGGAUUUCAAAACUUAAAAAAUGGGAGAAUUGAUUGAAAAAUUGAGACCACUGCGUUUAAAAGAUUAUUUUGGGCACAAAAAUGUCGUUGGCAAGGAUACUUUGCUGGGAAAAAUGCUGGAGAAAAAGGAAAUUAGUAGCAUGAUUCUAUGGGGACCAACUGGAUGCGGAAAGACUUCUUUGGCCAACAUAAUUGCCAACAUGAACUCCAACAAUUCAUGUUUCAUAAAACUAUCAGCAACAGCAUGCGGCAUCGGUGACAUCAGAAGGGCGUUAGAAACAGCCUCUGAUGACAAGAAAAAAUCUACGCACUCUUCAAGUUCAAUAAUAGUCUUUAUGGAUGAAAUUCAUCGCUUCAAUAAAUUGCAACAAGACAUUUUCUUGCCACACAUCGAAGCCGGAACAUUUACGCUGAUCGGAGCGACGACUGAGAAUCCAUCAUUCAGCUUGAACUCAGCUUUAAUGAGCCGCUGUCGGGUUUUCAAAUUCGACAAAUUAACAUCCGAUGACCUUCAAAGUAUCAUUUGUCGUUCGUUAGCGUUAAUCAACAAUAAAAUCCACCUUGUAGACAAUAAAUUUACAGAGCGAACUGACAUUGAAUUUGACUGUUAUCAACCAGAAUAUGCCAUCGAUGAUCAUGCCUUGAAGUGGUUAGCAGAGAUGUCUGAUGGCGACGCAAGGAUCGCUCUUAAUACCGUGGAAUUGAUGGUCAAGUUAUCUGAAGAUACGGAGGCUCAGAUUAAUUUUUCUUUACAAGAUGUCAAGACGAAUAUCCAGAGAGCGUACUUGUUGUCCGUAAAAGAAUGUGAUCAGAACAAAGAUUUGGUUUCAGCCAUGCACAAGUCGAUCAGAGCUGGCGAUCUUAAUGGUGCCUUGUAUUGGCUUGCUAGAUUGAUGGCUGCUCGGGAAGAUCCGGUUUUUAUUGGGAAAAGAUUGAUUCGGAUCGCUAAUGAAGAUAUCGAUAUUUCCGAUCCUCAUGCUCUCGAUACUGCUGUACAUACAAUGAACGCUUGUCAAAUGAUUGGGAUGCCAGAGUGUGACGUAAUGUUGGGACAGUGUGUUAUUUAUUUAUGUAAAGCGAAGAAAAUUAAAUUUAUCGACAGGUUUAAUAGUGCCGAAGAUAUGAGUGGUAAUUAAUUUUUGGAGAUUGUAUUUAUUUUUUAUAAGAAUUUUUAUUGAGGCCAGAAGGAAAGUUAUGUAUAAAUUUUAUCAUUAAUGAAAAAUGAGACAGAAAUAGAUUACAAAAGAGACAAGAAGAAAUUUUGAAUGCUUUUUUUAUUUUUAAUUUUUAUACUUAGAAAUAGAAUUUAAUUUAUUGAAAAUAAUUUU
Messenger RNA from Cotesia glomerata, 1466 nucleotides. RefSeq names its product ATPase WRNIP1-like. Gene Ontology annotation, biological process: regulation of DNA repair; DNA-templated DNA replication. NCBI's taxonomy places the organism in Eukaryota, Metazoa, Arthropoda, Insecta, Hymenoptera, Braconidae. Gene Ontology annotation, molecular function: DNA binding; enzyme activator activity; ATP binding. The transcript has 4 exons. Gene Ontology annotation, cellular component: nucleus. The record is from RefSeq and is a predicted model, not a curated record. The coding region runs from base 159 to 1274 and encodes 371 amino acids.